Messenger RNA from Rhincodon typus (whale shark), 2698 nucleotides. RefSeq names its product Y+L amino acid transporter 2-like. Gene Ontology annotation, biological process: amino acid transmembrane transport. Lineage: Eukaryota; Metazoa; Chordata; Chondrichthyes; Orectolobiformes; Rhincodontidae. The transcript has 10 exons. Gene Ontology annotation, cellular component: membrane. The record is from RefSeq and is a predicted model, not a curated record. Gene Ontology annotation, molecular function: L-amino acid transmembrane transporter activity.
AGAGAGAACGGGGAGGUCGAGGAGCAAUCCCAGUAACCAUUCAGAAAUCCAGUCCCGCUGACCAUCCGUGGGGGUCCUUAUCUCUUCAGGAGGCAGGGAUCCCUCACCUUUCAGGACUGCCAAUGAGCCCACACUCCGCUUUGUCUUCGGGAAGACCGGCAAGUGGUUUCGGGAGGCCAGGGAGACAGGCUGAAAGGAGAUCUGUAUCCUGGUGAGAACCUGCGACUCUCUUAAGACUGACGCUUUGAAGUGAGGCUGGCGAUGAGGAGGUGGCCAUGAGGGAUCAGGGAGCCAUCAUGUCUGAUAUCUGUACCAAGUAUGUUGGCGGGCGCGAGCAGGAGGGUUCCCCGAACCCGGGCGACUCGGGGCUGGCAGAGUCUCCCUCAACCAGCAGCAAGGCAGUGCAGCUAAAGAAAGAGAUCUCCCUGGUGAAUGGCAUCUGCCUGAUUGUGGGCAACAUGAUAGGCUCGGGCAUCUUCGUCUCACCCAAGGGUGUGCUGAUGUACAGCGCCUCCUACGGGCUCUCGCUGGUGGUGUGGGUGGUGGGCGGCAUCUUCUCCAUUUUCGGCGCCCUGUGCUACGCCGAGCUGGGCACCACCAUCACCAAAUCCGGUGCCAGCUACGCCUACAUCCUGGAGGCCUUCGGCGGCUUUGUGGCGUUCAUCAGGCUCUGGACGUCGCUGCUGAUCAUUGAGCCCACCAGCCAGGCCAUCAUCGCCAUCACGUUCGCCAACUACAUGGUGCAACCCAUCUUCCCCACCUGCCAGCAACCCUACGUCGCUGCCCGCCUCAUAGCUGCCACUUGUAUCUGUAUCCUCACCUUCAUCAACUGUGCCUACGUCAAAUGGGGCACCCGGGUACAAGACAUCUUCACCUAUGCCAAAGUGUUGGCACUGAUUGUGGUCAUUAUCGCUGGCAUUGUCAAACUUGCCAUGGGACAGACGGGGAACUUUGAGAAUUCCUUCGCAGGCUCCUCACGCAGUGCGGGAGAUGUAGCCCUGGCUCUGUACUCCGCUCUCUUCUCCUACUCGGGCUGGGAUACCCUCNUGUGGCUAAGUGCUGCGAUUCGCCGCUGUUCCCUCAGAAACCUUCCAAUGGCGAUCGGAGUCUCGAUGCCGAUUGUCACCGUUAUCUAUAUCCUGACCAAUGUGGCCUAUUACACAGUCCUGGAUUUCCACGAGAUCCUGGCUAGCGACGCAGUCGCUGUGACCUUUCUAAAGGAGCUUUACUCUGUAUCUAACCCCAUGCUGUCCCUGUCCCUGGGAGUGUUUGAUGGGAGGGGGGAACAGUGUUGUGUGGAAGCUAUGUGCAGUUUCGUUGAUAACUGUCUGGUCUGUCCAUAGGGGGCCAUGGCCUGUGUCUAUCUCUGUGUUGAGGACAUCUUUCAACUCAUUAAUUACUACAGCUUCAGCUACUGGCUGUUUGUAGGUCUGUCUAUCGCAGGGCAGCUGUACCUUCGUUGGAAACAGCCAGAUCGUCCCAGACCACUCAAGCUCAGCAUCUUCUUUCCCAUUGUGUUCUGCUUGUGCACCAUCUUCCUGGUGGCAGUGCCACUGUACAGUGACACCAUCAACUCCCUCAUCGGCGUGGCCAUUGCCCUGUCCGGAGUGCCCUUCUACCUGCUCGGGGUACACCUGCCAGAAUACAAGAGGCCGCAGUGUCUGCGCACACUCUUAGCCUCCUUCACAAAGUACACUCAGCUGAUCUGCUACUGCGUGCUGACUGAGAUGGACAUUGAGGAAGAGGAGAAACUUCAGGAGAGGAAAUUAUCCUGACCCUGAGACUAGGCCUUCAGCCUGGCCCUGUGGCUGCGUCGGAGUUCCCUUCCCUGAUGGAAUGACUAAGGCCUGCAGGAUAGGCUUCGGUCCCCGGGCCUCCCGAUGAGACACAGGCGGACUCACUAAUCACCAAUUACUGAUUGGGGGGGAGAUAUAUUUAAGUUGAUGCACUUGUAUCCUGUUGGGCCUCUGUUCACUGCUCCUGACACUGUUGUCACGGUGAAAGGUACAGGCCUGGCCUUUGACCCCUGCCACCAUGUUCACUGCCUUUCUGCAAAUAGACAAUGGCCUCGCUGCUGUUCAGAGGCUGUAUCCGUGCGCUCUGUCCCGUCCUCUCCCUCUCCUUGCGUAUCCCUUAUCACCUUGCAUUCCUCUUCCUUGCUGUGCUGCCAACUUCGCUCGCUCUCUCUCCUCCUCCGUCUCAUCCAGCCCAUCUCUCCUCCGCUCACGUUCACUCUAUCCAGCCUUCCUCUUCCUCCUUCCCUCACGCCCUCCCCCAUUUCUCCUCGCCCUCCUUCUCUUCAUCUCCCCUCCCUCCUUCCACCUCCCCUCCUUCCCUCUCCAGCCCUCCCUUCUCUACUUUCCCUCCCUUUUUCUGCCUCUCUCCGACUCCCUUCCUGCCCUCCUCCCCUUCCUGCUGUACCACCAUCCCCUCACUCCAUUUCCUGUCUUUGUCUCUCGUCCUCCUCCCAGCCCCUUUUACUCCACCCCAUCUCUGUCCCCUGCGACCGUUCCUCUCCAUCCUUUGCUCUCCACCCGCUCUCCCUCCGCUGCGCCCCACGCCCCUGCAAACCUCCCCCAAAUCCUCCGUCCUGAGACAGGAUCCCUGGUGGGCCUGUUGGCUAUAUAGUGAACAAUGUCAGGAGACUUUUGCAGACGGAUCUGCGUUUCAAAUGAUUAAAUUGUGGGUUUGACAAUGA